UUAUCUGUGCAACUACAUGCAAGAUGUUUACAUCUGAUCAGAGUUGUAUUACAUGUGACAGUGACAUGGGGAAUAGUGUGACAGUGUAAAUAAUGUUUGACUUGGAGAAAGUACUUGUUUUUGUAGCUCACCUAUCACACUCACUAUUUCCUAGAAGCUGUCAUUUAGGAAUUAUGUUAUAAAACUGCUUAUAUUUGACGUUCCGUCUAUUAAUAAACACCGGUAAUGGAUCAUAACAGCAUUUCGUGAAGCAAUAGAGUGUGGGCACCAGGUAUUGUACCAUAACGUAAUCCAACCGAGUCAGGGGCAAAAGACAGCAUAAAAUUGUAAUUUGCUUAGUAAACUUCUUCAUAUGUCAUGUGUAUUACCCAAAUCAGACAGACACCUUAGUUCUGUGUGUAGAUAUUUUAGUAACCUUUAUACAGCUGUUUUAUAGCUGGAUAUACAGAAAAAUUAGGUAUGGCUGUCGCUCUACGUAGAGGUACUAUUGUCAGCGAAUUAUUCAGGAUAAAGGCAAGAAGACCUUUAGUUUGUUUAUAUAAAGCCUUAUCAAACACUCAGCCAGCGAUCAGUGUACUAACAGAGAAACAGGAAAGUCUGUUGACACGUAAAUUAACAGACUUAGUGAAGUGGUAUGAAGAAGUAACUGGAAUGGAUGAAGUCAGGCGAGCGCAAACUAGGGUACUUGAAGCUGAAGAAAAGUUUAUAGUCGCACAGGAAAGGAGGAGAGAAGCAAAUAAAGCUGUAACAGAAAUUCAAACCCAACUGAAGGAUAUACAUGCUGCCUUGGAUAGUACCACGAGAGGAGAGGAUCGUUAUGUUCAGCUAAUCACACAAGAACAUCAAAUACUGAAGGAAGAAAGGAAACUACUGACUGAAUUUCAACAGUUAGAGAGGGAAGAGAGAGAAUACUUUUCCAUGCUUUCUUCAGCGGUUAAGGAAAGUCAUGAACAAGAGCGAGCACAAGCUGAAAAAACAAAAUACUGGUCAAUAAUUGGUUCCAUUAUUGGAACAGUAAUUGGAGUUGUUGGGAGCUCAGUUAAUAAUAGAUUAAAAAUGAAGGAAUUGCGGACAUUGAUAACAGAUUCUGUUGCAAAUAAUAAUGACAGUGUAGGACUUCGUGCAGAAAUCUUGCCAAAGUAUGAGGAGGAGCUGUCUAGUGUUAUUGAUAAACUGAAAACUGUGGCAUCACUUUCAGAUGCUGAAGGGAUCCAGCAGUUGAAAGAUACGGUUAACAAACUGAAUGAUGUAACCCGAGCUGAACGCCACAAAAAUGUUGGUAACACAGAUGUUAUUACAGAUGCUUUGAACAAACAGACAGUAAUUAUAGAAAAAAAAUUGCAGGAGAUAAAAUCCACAAUACCUGUGUCUCACAUUCCGACUUCGGAAUUUGCAAAUGACAAGAUCACUGUUGUCACCAUUGAACAUGAACAGCAACUACAAAGACAGCAGCGUACAACACAAUUACUAAUUGUUGGAUCAGCUAUCCUUGUUAUAACUGUACCUCACUUGCUUAAAUAUGUAGGACUUGUGUAAUGUUAUCUGUGCCAGUUAAAAAGAAGGUAAUAAUGGCAGCCACUGUGUGUGAAGAAUUGUUUAUGUUGUAAUUCUAAAUUGUUACCACAGUGUUCAAUGUUACUACUUUACAUACUGAAGUUAUGCUUUGCAAAUGUGUUGUAUUUUCUGCCAGCAAUUAGUAACAUGUUUUGUGUACAGCCAAUAUGUUGACAUUUUUUUCACAGUGCAGUGAAAAAGGAGAAUGUGUGUUCUGUGCCUUAAAAAUGCUUAAAACAGAUGUAUUGGUAUACAGCAGAAUAUUUCCUCUUCUGUGCACUACUACAACUUUAAUUUUCUUGUUGUGUAUGUUACAUAAUUUUUAUACAAUUUUGUUAUAUCAUAAAAUGGCUCAAGUCAUUGCAAAAUGUGAGUGCACACAGUGACAUAUUUCUUGAUCAUGUAACCAGUCAGCGACACACAGUAAUUGUAACUGCCCUUGAAUUAUCAACGAUGGACAGGAAUAUAUAUAUAUAUAUAUAUAUAUAUAUAUAUAUAUAUAUAUAUAUAUAUAUGUGUGUGUGUGUGUGUGUGUGUGUGUGUGUGUGUGUGUGUGUCAGAGGGCCAAGGAAAAUGCUAUACAGUGCUGCUGCAUUAGGAGAUGCAUCUGCCAUCUCAUGAAUAACUUGCUCCCUUAACAUAGUCUGAUAAUUUAUUGUAUGAACUGCAUUUUAAAUAAUUUAGCAUGAGUGGCACCAUUAUUGUAAAUUACUUAUAUUUUAUAUGUACAGUGUAGAUGCCUGAGUAGUAAGGGAAAUACAAUGAUAACUGCCAAAUGGAACUUCUGAGAUAAAACAAAAAUAAACUUGCACAAGAGUAAUAAAUGAGAACUAUAUAUAUAUAUAUAUAUAUCCCUAUUUGUCUUUCACACCCAUUGAAGUUAACAGAGGCAGUGUAACGAGUCCAGUAUGGGAUAUAACAUGAGGCAUUUUGCAGGUGUUGCUUUACAUUGUUGAAUAUAAAAGCCUGUCUCUAGAAAGUAUCUAAGUAGUGAGAGCGAAUGCAUUGAUACAAAACAAGAUAGUUAAAUCAGUACUACAUAAAUGGGACCACUCAUCUGCUUGCUGCAAAAUAAUGAAAUUUUUACAAAGGUUUUUUUUAUGAUUUAUAGGAGAGAAAGUGCAGCAGUCACAAAAUGUACAGAAUUCUUCCUUGCAAAUGGGUAUUUGUCCAUUGUGCAGUAUUACACAUUAGAAAUGUAACUCAUGUUUAUUGCAUUCCAUUUAGUUAUUCUGAGGGACCUCACAUUGUUUUCACACAUGUAAUCCAUCAUGACAAUUGCAGUAUCUGUUCUGUGGCCAAAUUGUACAUCUGUUCAGUAAUAUAAUGAACCAAUACUGUUCACCAUUGUUGAAACUUUCAUACCACUAUGCUUAGAAGGUCUUAAAUGUGUGACAGAGAAUGAGUCUGACAAUAACAUAGGCAUAUUCAGGUUUCACAAAAGAUAUAUAUUCAGGCAUUUACAUCCUCAGAAAGUGUAUCUCAAAUAAAAACUUAUGUCACGGCAGUAUUUAAGCCUUUGCAAAUAUUACUAAGACAUUCAUUACUUAGAUCACUAAUAGCAUCAUUGUCAUUUGGAACAAUACAGAGUUUUCACAGAUGCUCAAAAACCAAAAGAUGAUCUGUAUGUUAAAUGUCAUUGGUGUGGUCUUGUUUUGUACGGCAGAGUUUCAUGCUGCUCUGUGGAUAAUGAGGUUUUACUGGUGUCUCACUUGGUCAAGUAGUAUUGUUGACAAUUGUUAAUGGCACUUAUCAUUAUGUUCCCUAAACUUUUGUUUUUAAUUUGAACAUAUUUCUCAAGAUGGGCAAAUUAUGUGUAAAACAGCAUACUGCACUGUCUUACUAUAUUGGGUUUUAUUUGUAUAAUCAUAUGGUUUAUAAGUUUUGUUUAAACAUGAUAUGAACAGGAUUCAGAUGUGCUCAGUAGUUAUGUACAAACAAAUAAAUGCAUUUAUAUUUUGUUCUUAAAUGAGAA
Messenger RNA from Schistocerca gregaria, 3529 nucleotides. RefSeq names its product mitochondrial potassium channel-like. The transcript has a single exon. The coding region runs from base 460 to 1536 and encodes 358 amino acids. The record is from RefSeq and is a predicted model, not a curated record. NCBI's taxonomy places the organism in Eukaryota, Metazoa, Arthropoda, Insecta, Orthoptera, Acrididae.